This is a messenger RNA of Sycon ciliatum, 1685 nucleotides long. RefSeq lists its product as uncharacterized. NCBI's taxonomy places the organism in Eukaryota, Metazoa, Porifera, Calcarea, Leucosolenida, Sycettidae. The record is from RefSeq and is a predicted model, not a curated record. The transcript is spliced from 3 exons. The coding region runs from base 179 to 1102 and encodes 307 amino acids.
ACAGAAACGUGAGUUGGUCGGCUGAGAAUUCAUUCCGUUUCUACAGAGAACUCGUGCAAGCAGUGGUCUUUUAUUGUCUGAAAAGCUUGGACCUGUGGAGGGAAACACCUACUUCAUUGAUAUCUUUGGCUCAGAAAUUUCCGUUCUUGCAAGGAGUGAAUAGCGAUACCUUUUCGAAAUGGCUGAGGCUGAUGCCACCGCGGUGGCUGAUAUCCAAGAGCAAAUCAAAGGAACACAGCGGGCAAUGGUUGAAGGUCUAGUCGAAGAAGCAAAGAAGCUGGGUCUCAAUUCCUCCCUCAUACAAUGCGGUGGCACUGAGACAAAUGAAGCAUUCUGGCGCUAUCUCCGGCAGACUGACUGGAACUUGGAGAACUCCCUGGAGCUAAUCAAGGCGGCGUGUGAGUGGCAUGAGCGUAACGGGUCACAGUUAGCCAGCCUGCUACAGGAGACGUUUUCCAAGCAGCCUGGUCUGUUUAGCUUGCGUCAAAUUGGACAUGACAAGCAAGGCCGCCCCGUCCUCUUCGUCUGCUUUGCGCAGAGUAGCGCCACCGUAGCAGAGCACACUGUCGACUCUGUCAUCAGCUUUGCGCAGAGUGUCGUUGAGAAUGCGUGCCGGACAAACAAGCAGGAAGCAAGCGGAGAGGAGGGGAAGUCAUGCAUUCUCAUUGUCGACUGCAGUGGACUUCAGCCGAAAGCAGUCCUAAAGCCAACGAUGCUGGUUAAAACGCACCAGACGCUGACAAUGCUGUAUCCGAACACCAUCGAGAGCAUUCUCCUGUUCAACUACAAUCAAGAGACGCGUAAUACGUGGAAGGAGCUGAAAGGCUACAUCGACGAGGGCCUUGCGAGCAAGGUGAAGUUCGUAGCGAUGCAGAAUGUGUCGCCAACGCUGAUCACAAAGUUCCCGGCUGACGUGGGCCAAUGGCUCAGGGAGGAAAUUGCAGCGAACAAAUCCAAACCAGUGCCGGAGGAGCAGGUGCAUUUUUGGCAGACGCACAGUCCGCAUGACCCACGGGCUGCACCGUCCUACAUCGCUGACUACAUUGAUAUGAAGAACGCGGAUCACAAGCCCCAUCCCGGAAUCCUUUACGGUGGACAGUAGAAGGUUGAACUUGGGCCAGAAUGGUACAAAGAGAGAUGAGCAUGCAAUUAAUAGUUGAUGUCAAGUGCAAUCCACGUCCACCAUCGGUGGUGGUACAAGUACACUGGACUGCACGCACCACUGUUCAACACAAUACACAUGUAGGCAAUGACAGUGGCACCGAUGUACGAUUGGCUCUAACAGCACAACAUGCACUUGACUCACCGCCCAGUACUAGUUAUCGUCAGACUCUCCAUACUCCCUCCCUAGCUCUUUAUUUCUCACGAGCAUAUCCUAAGCUAAGGAGUACAGCUAUUUCCAGGAUACUUAUCAAUAAUAUUUCACAUUAAGGUUUUUAGAGAUUACUUACAUGUAGGAUUGUCCACAGAUACAGUCUCGGUGUAACACAAAACUUCUAAUAUACUUACUUCUAAAUGCUGCUAAAUACAGUACAGAUUACAUCACUAACUUACAUAAUUAUACAAGUCCACUAUUGCCAGACACCACCGAUUUUAGUCAUCACGACAUUUGCCGCAUUCUGUGUACUGCCUUUUUUUGUGAGAAAAUCGUCCCGAGAGUGCUCUUGCAUGUUGCACCGAAGUAA